Molecule: messenger RNA, 2022 nt
Organism: Carassius carassius (crucian carp)
Lineage: Eukaryota; Metazoa; Chordata; Actinopteri; Cypriniformes; Cyprinidae
Product: atrial natriuretic peptide receptor 2-like
Exons: 18
Coding region: 46-2022 (658 amino acids)
Biological process (GO): intracellular signal transduction; protein phosphorylation; receptor guanylyl cyclase signaling pathway
Molecular function (GO): guanylate cyclase activity; peptide receptor activity; protein kinase activity
Source: RefSeq, a predicted model, not a curated record
CUCAUUAGAGUCUCUCAGUCCUCAGAGCAUCACAGAGCCGUCGACAUGAGAUCUCACUGCAUCUGCAUGGUGUGUUUUGUGCUGUGUGUGUUCGGAUGGCAUGAUCUGGAUAACAGUGAAUAUGACUGCUGGCCACUGGACAAACCAGAUGAACUCAACAUGAUCGACUGUGGAGGUCUAGAGAUGGCGUGGGUUCUGCGUCCUCCAGAGAAGGUUCUCAGCGGUGAGGAUUUCAAUGUCAUUUACUCUGUGACCGUCAGAGAUGAGUUUUACCAGUGGGCCAUCGACAACCACAUCUUCAUACACCGGUCCAUCACAGAUCCAGCUGAAGCCAGACGCUUCUGUGAGCAGCACGAGUGUCCCAGCAACUGGAAGGACGCCAACGGAGAAAACUGCUGCAUCCAUCACGCCAACAUCCACUCCUGCCCCAUGGGGUUCAUGAAGCAGGCGGAGGAGAGGAUCUGUGGACCCUGGAUCCCAGACGACGGUCGGAUAUUCACUCACACCAUCUCCACUUCUGGAAAAAUGACCCAGACCAACUGGAGCGCCAAGGUGGUGUUGUUUCACGAGGGCCUGACGUCUCUCAUCGCUCACAUCCGUGUGGGGAACAUGCAGGUCGCUCUGGAGGCCAAGAGCACCGUUCUGCCUGCGAUCAUGUGCGGUGAUGGUCUGUGUGAGGAAGACGAGAGCUGCUCCACGUGUCCGGCCGACUGCGGAGACUGUCCUCUCAGUUCUGCUGCUCGAGCUGCUAUCGCCCUCACCAUCACCACCAUCAUCAUCAGCUUCAUCAUCAGCGCUAUGAUGUUUCGGCGUGAGGACUGCGCAGAACCUCUCACCACGUACCAGCAGAGACUGAAGGAGGUUUACACGCCGCCCGAGGCCCAGAGUGGCAGCCAGGAGCCCACGCUGCCCGGAGACGUGUUCAGCUAUUCAAUCAUCUUACUGGAGAUCGCCACCCGGAAUGAUCCAGUGCCGGCGGAGGACAGCUCUCUGGACUGCGCCUGGUGUCCUCCGCUGCCGGAGCUGAUUUCGGGGAAAGCCGACAGCACCUGUCCCUGUCCUGCUGAAUAUGCUGAGCUGAUUCGUCGAUGCCGUGCUCAUAACCCCGCCCACCGGCCCACCUUUGAGCAGAUACGCAAGUUUGUCAACAGAAUCAACCCUCACAAAGUCAGUCCUGUCGACAUGAUGAUGGAGCUGAUGGAGAAGUACAGUAAACAUCUGGAGGUUCUGGUCGGUGAACGGACACAAGAUCUGAUGCUGGAGAAACAGAAGACUGACCGACUGCUUUACAGUAUGCUGCCUAAACAGGUGGCUGAUGACCUGCGACAGGGCAAACCACUACAAGCCCAGAGUUACGUCAGUGCCACCGUGUUCUUCAGUGAUAUCGUGGGAUUCACGCAGUUGUCCAGCACUAGCACUCCUUACCAGGUGGUGGAUUUCCUCAACAAACUCUACACCACUUUUGACGAGAUCAUCGACAACUAUGAUGUUUAUAAAGUGGAAACCAUCGGCGAUGCUUAUAUGGUUGUGUCCGGUGUACCGAGAGAGAACGGGAUUCUCCACGCGUCUGAGAUCGCCAGCAUGGCUCUGGAUCUGGUGUCUGUCUGCAAGACCUUCAGAAUCCCCCACAGACCACAAACCCAGCUGCAGAUCCGGGCUGGAAUACACUCAGGUCCAGUGGUCGCAGGAGUCGUGGGGACUAAGAUGCCGAGGUACUGUCUGUUUGGAGACACGGUGAACACGGCGUCCCGCAUGGAGUCCACCAGCGAAGCGCUGAAGAUCCAGUGCAGCUCCAGCACAUAUUACCUGCUGGAGGAGAUCGGAGGAUACGUGCUCACCUGCAGAGGAGUGCUACAGGUCAAGGGGAAGGGUGAUAUGGUGACGUACUGGCUGGAGGAGAAGCGCUCCACAGCUCCGGCUAAAGACGGCAGGAUCCCUGUGACACCGCAGGAGACACACACGGAGGAUUACUCCAGAAUCCCAGGAGUCCUCAGCGGCUCGGACCUGAUGUGUGACCCCUGA